AUGCAUAGCUACAACAUACACUUUUCUUUGCUCAGUUUACAUUGUUCGCGGCUUGAAGCUGCUUUUCGACUUUUGACGACAGACUGGGUAUCUGUUCACACACUCUUUGCUCUGAUCCUAGAAUCUACCUCUCGACCUGUCUACAAACACAACACGACUGUCGUUUAA
Penicillium digitatum Pd1 is the source of this 168-nucleotide messenger RNA. Lineage: Eukaryota; Fungi; Ascomycota; Eurotiomycetes; Eurotiales; Aspergillaceae. The record is from RefSeq and is a predicted model, not a curated record.